CCCUCUUCCUGCUUGGGGUUGGGCGGGGGGACAUUGGAGCGAGUGGCGCCGCGGCAAGAUGGCGGUGUCUCUAUUAAGGUGACUGCGGGGCGGGGGGGGGGGAGAAGACGGGAGCGAAGCGCUGGGAGGGAAGAGAAGGAGUGGGAGGUGGGGGGUCAUUCCUGGCUGUCUGGGAAAUGGGGCGUGUUCUGUGAGGGGCCGUUUGUCGGGGGGGGGCACCUGUGCCCUUGGGUGCGACUGGGUGACAUUGGUUUUUACCCUGAAGGUGUGGUUUUUUUUAGCGCCGUUCCGUUAUCCUCUUGCAGAAGCUGAAAUGUAAACCUAAAGAGUUUUGUUAUCCUGGUGCAUGUACAAAGUGCGUUUUCACGUGCACCAGCAGGCUGUGCCUGCCUUUCUGCUUGCAUGCACACGCCCCACACCUGUCAGCACAUGGGUACAUAAUGUUUUUGCGGUACCACAUAUCUUUGUGCGCAUGUAAACGUGUGUGUGUCUGUAUGCGCUCACUCAGAAGCCCCACAGAUGUAAGAUGCACGCAUUUAAGCAUUAUGCGCAUAGCUAAGUAUAUAAGUAUAUGCAUAUAUGCUGUUGCUCGUAUUAUUAUUUAAUUUAUUACCCACCCUUCACCUUAAGGUCCCAGGGUGCAUUACAGCAUUAGAACACAAAAUUGCAACACCACGUUAAAACAGUUUGAUACUGCUUAGGUAGUUUCAAACAUAGUUAAUGACAAAGUUCAGUUGGUGUAGCAUGAGGCUCUUAAUCUCAGGGUCGUGGGUUCGAGCCCCACAUGAGGUGAAAGAUUCCUGCAUUGCAGGGGGUUGGACUAGAUGACCCUCAGGGUCCCUUCCAGCUCCACAGUUCUAUGAUUGCAUGUCAGUGUUAUGUGCCUAUGCACGUUUCUGCAAAUGCAUUUAUUUGUGACACACCCACCCAUAAACCCCCACAGCUGUGUUAUGCUUAUGCAUUCAGUACACGUCCAUAGGCAUUUCCACAAACUGAGACAUGUGUUUGCACACAAGCAGACAUGCUGGUGGGCCUUCUCCACACACAGAAGCCAUGGACACAGAAGGAGGCAAUGGGACUGCACCCCUGACCCUGCCUCUAAUGUCCUAUUCUGUGUCAGCCCUGCCCCAUGGACAUUUGUGUGCUGUUAUAGGUACCUGCACCAGGAAAGCCUAUGUGUGAACAACUUUUCACCCGUUGGUGUUCCCAUGAUCAGAACCCCUGAUCAUGCAUGGGUUCAGAUCACAUGCAAGCCUAUGCAUGACCUGUCAUUUGCCUGUUGAUUUUCCCAGUAUAGAUACCAGUGUCAGUGUGCCAGUGUUCAAGGCAUAGGGCUGGUGCCAUGCAUGAUGUCAGCAAUGCAGUCCCACCAGCCUCUUCUCCAUGUGGGCAAAGCUUCUACAUGUAAAGUACAUGUGACACCUUAAAGACAACCAGCAAACUAUUAGGGAGCACGCUUUGGUUUUCUGUUUCCUCCGAUGCAUGAAGCAUAAUAUUAGAUUAUGGCAGCUGUGUGAAUGUGCUUUGAUGGGCAGGGAUGAAGAGGAGUGAGGCCAAAUGGAAAGGAAAUCCGUGAAAAACAGACGCCGAUAAAAGCAGAAUAGUUACUAUUACUGUCACCAAGGCAAUGUUGGUGCGAACACAAAUAUCCUGGCACUGGUAACCUAAUUAAUACCAUGUAGUGCGAUUAAAAACCCAUUAUCUUGAUUCAGUCACAGGUUUUCGUUUGAUUGAAUUUCUUCAUCAGUUGUGAUUUAAUUUCACACUGGAGUUUUCCCUGAAAGCUCUUUGUUUCAGAAUGGCUACUUGUAAGUUCAGUAGGCAGGUGUCCAGUGAGGCUGAAAUAUUCUCCAACUAGUUUCUAAAUGCUGCCCUUUCUGAAGCCUGGUGUGUGUUCAUCUAUUCUUUUGUGUACAUGUGCUUGUUGCACUGCAAACAUGGGUCUCUGUUUGUGCAUAAGCUGAAAUGCAUGCAUGAGUUUGUGAGAGUGUUUGCCUUGCCAUACGUGUGUGCUUCAUUGCAGUCAGAUGUGCAUAAGCUGAAAUGCACGAAUAAUAUAUUUGUGGCACUUGUGAGCAUGUGUGCAGUUGUACAUUUCGUGUGUGUCCAUAAGUUUAAAUAUAUAUGCUGGCUUGUGGCAUUGUGAAUACAUCUUAGUGUAUGCAUGCUUUAUUGUAUGGAAGUGUGCAGUAGCUGAAAAGCAUAUGUAAUCAUUUUGUGGAACUAUGCACAGGCUGUGUAUAUGCAUCUCUGAACACCUGAGCUUAAAUGCAUGUGCAGGUUUAUGGUAUUGUAGUCAUAUAUGCCCAUGCUUUAUCGAUGUGGGUUUAGACGCGCACAUCUAAAUUUAACAUUUGUAGGUUUGUGAAAUUGCAAAUAUCUGUAAGAGCACCUGUCUGUGUGCAUAUGUGCAUACAAUAUGAAAGGUGUGCAUACAUGUGCAACAUUGAACACAUGUCCCUGUAUGUGUGAGUUGGUUCCCACAUGUAUGUGCAUCACUUAUCAAGUGGCAACUUAUCACACUUAUCAAGUGUGAAUGAGCUGUCACGGUUCUGCCACCAUGCUCAAGAGUUUUCUUUUCACCCAGUGCCAGUUCAGAAGCAAUGCUUUUCCAUGGAACCACUUCACAUUCUCAACCGCCCUGCAGAAAAUAAUAACGGGAAACGUCCUAGUUUCAGAAAAAUAACCAUCACACUUUGCCACUCGCUUCCUACGAAACGUGUUCAUCACCAGGCUUUCAGCUGGUCUCAAUUCUUAUUUCUUUGCCCCUCUUUCCUGCCUCAUUUUGACCUGCCUGUAUCUAAUUUCUAGGGGAAAUCGGCAAAAUUGGCACUGUUGACACAGGCUGCCAUAUGUCUGGAUUUCCGCCCAGACGCUGCUGACAAAUGCAGGAUUCUGGAUAUGUCUGGGAAAUUCUGGACAUAUGGCAACCCUAAUUUUACCCAAACUUCCCAGAAUUCUUGGAAGAAACCUGAUCCGGCAAAGUGGGGUAGCUGGAAACCGGAGAGAAAGUCCUUCACACAGUGCAUUGUUAAAUUAUAGAGUGUGCUCCCACGGGAGGUCAGAAUGGCCACCAACUUGGAUGGCUUUAGAAGAGGAAUAGACAAACUCAUGGAGGAGAGAAGGCUACCAGCUGCAGUGGCUAAGUAUAUUCUUUCUCCACUGACAGAGGCAGCCACAGAGGCAGUUGCAAGGAAUCUCAAGAGAAGAGAGUAAUAUUGCACCCAGGUCCUGCUUGUGGGCUUCUCACAAUAAUCCGGAAGACCACUGUAAGAACAGGAUUCUGGGCUAGGUGGGCCUUUGGCCUGAUCCAGUAGUCCUCUGCUUAGAAGCAAGUUUCCUUUUUUAUGUGUCAAUUAUCUUCAACACUAGUGUGUCCUUUAGACAAAGUCCACUCCAGUCCCCAUCUCUAAACUCCUUGAGCUAUGACCGGCUGCCUUGUGAAUCACUAGUUUUUUGCUGGUGUGUCACCUUUGAAUGUCAGCCUGACAACAUCUUGACGGGAUCUGUCUAGAAUAGCUCCUGUAGCUUGCAGGGGUGUGUGUGUGUGCCUGUAAUAAAAAAAAGAAAUUGAAACCCUUAAUUUACCUCUUGCUCAUGGUGUCAGUUUGCGACUGAAAUGUGAUGCUCACUGCACUGAAACAAUGACCUGCUAUUUUGCUAGCGCUUCAGGUGUGACAAAUGACAUCUGCAGAACGAAAUGAAAGUUUGUUUUCUUUCUUGCUUUCGCCCCACCAGAAGCCUGCAAACCUUUACCCUUUAGGGGUGCAGGCAUGAAAUAACUGCUUUUGUUAUUGGCAGGGCUGGUUUUUCUCGCCCAUCUUGGAUAUUUUGUGUUUAGUGAGCAAAUUAAAAUGAGCUGCAUUUCAAGGAUGGAGAUGUGAAGGACUGGACGUUUGAUUUUGUGUGUGUGGUGCACAGAUGCACACAAAUAUAUUCCCCCGCUCAUUAAUUUUUAAAAGAAGAUUUAACGUACUGAUCGACAAAUACAUAGCAAGCAUUCAUCUUUCAAAAUUAUGUACACACAUUCCUUCAGCUCGAUAUACAUAGAUUUAUAUUAAAUCUGUAAUAAGUCACUGUUAGAUCAAUAAAUAUUUAAAACCUUUUAUGAAAUCCAUAUGUAGCAUCUCUUCGGAUGGAUUUGUGAGAGUUUUGCAGCGGAAGUUGGGGAAUUGCAACCAACUCCAUUUCUGUCCCUUAAUGGUUUGAAUGAGUGGUUUCACAUUUUAUUUAAAAGCCUGGGCAGCCUGAACCUAGAGGUAAGCAGACCUGAAAUAUAAUCCAUUUCAGACUCAUCCAUCUAAUAGCUGUUAUUGUUUGCCACUGAAGAAGACUGCCUGGUCAAAAUGCUUUUGGCAAUAUUGGAUUGUGAUUUACUUAAACCAAUGGGAAGCUGGCGAUAUAUUUCUCUGGCUGUGUAGUACACACCAUAUAUUUAAAGUACAUUCUUCCCCUCCCAAUUUUUUUACCCCUUAAAGAACUAUAGUUCCCAGCACCCUUGGGAAACUACAAUUCACAGAACUCAGGGGGGCAGGCAGGCCUGUGCUUUAAAUAUAUACUGUGUACACAGCCUUAGUUGCAGUGCCAACAUUUUAUUUUGUUAUUGUGUCGGAAGGUUUUAGACACAUACACACCCCAGUAUAAUAACAAUAAUGGUUUCUGUGUGAUUAUCGAGCAAAACGUGUUGUGUUUUCAUGUUUCCUGCCUUGCACUGUGUCUUGGUGGGAAGAAUAAGGCUUCAGUUGUAAAUUCAAAGAGCACUUUUGUCUUUCAGAUUAGCCAGCCGGCGAUGCCUCUGUGUUCGUCUCGGACCGGGACUCUCCACGCGGCAGUGAGUUUAUGACAGUAAAAAAAAUGGGCUUUUGUUAAUUCUCCUCCUGCUGUUUGGAUCCUUGCAAGAUUCACUCCUCUGCCAGUUUGUUCUCCCAUAAUUCAUGGGCCAUUAAAACGGCUGGCUAGCUGUUAAUGCUGUGAUUGGCACUUUAUAGAAUCUGCAGGUGCUGCUCUCAGGAAAUAUAAAUCAAAGGGCGUUCGCUGGUUUAUUUGCCAACGACUUGGCUUCAGAUGGUCCUUUCCAUUCACCCUCUGUCUCUGUGCCCCUCCACCACACCCUUAUUUAUUGCAAACAAAAGUUGUCCCUAAACAAGCUUCCGAUCAGAGCCCUACAGGAGAGGAAGUUGGUGCAUCAAUUUUAUUUUAUUAUUUAAAUAAUUUCCCUCUUUUUAAAAAAUAACCCUGCUCUUCACCUCCACAAAACUCCUUACAGAAAACAAAUGAGGUUGAUCCCAUCCUCAGACUUACAGUGUCCUAUUUUAGAAGACCAAAAAAAGGAAAAGGGGUGGGGAGGAAGGAGGAAUAACAACAACAGCAAAAGUUAUGCACCUCCGGUUUGAGGCAUUGUUCGUUUAACAAACCAUGAGCCGCCCAUGAGUCACCCAUGAGAUGAUCGAACCAUGGCUUUUCCUCCCAUUUUAGGACCCACCCUGUUCUCUUGAUUGCAAUGCAGUAUCUUCCCAUGUUCCUAAGCACGGCACAGGCCCCAGCGCCAUUCUCCUCUCCUGUGUUUUCUUUUCCAGCGUGGUCCCCAUGGCAACAACGGCAAAGGAGGAGAUGGCCCAGUUUUGGGAGAAGAACACCCGGUCCAACCGUCCUCUGUCCCCUCAUGUCACCAUCUACCAGUAAGAGCUGGCUUUGUUUAAGAAGGGAGGCGCUCGCAUUUCCAAUUAAUUGAGAUGAAGAGCAAGAUUUAGGACUGGCACGGGGACGGAGUUGGUGGGUGUUUUUUUGCAGCACGUCGUCAACACAAUUUAUACUGGGCCGACCAGACAUCAUUCCACUUUGUUAGAUGUUCUGCAAGGCUUCCCCAAGGCUUAACGCAUUAUUGCCAUCUUCUGCUAUAGGUUCAGAGUUCCUGUGUUAAAUAUACAAAGCCCCAAGCAGCUUUGGCUCAGGAUACCUUAAGGACCACCUGAGCCUUCGUAUCCCAGCUGGAUCACUGAGGUCACCCAGAGGAACCCUUUGCCACAUUGGCAGGAAUCCUGAAAGGGCAGUCAACAAAAGAGCGGCUUACUUAAAGGGAAAGGGGUGGACAUUUGGAUUUGAUGCUGUUGCACACUACAGGGGAAGCGUUGCCCCUCAGUGGGUAGAGCAUCAGUUUUGCAUGCAAGUUCAACCCCCGGCUUCUCCAGGUAGGGCUGAGACUCCCUGCCUGAAACCUUGGCUCACUAUAAAGCAGCUUCCUAUAUUCCAUUGGCUCCCUGGAUGCGGAAUUCGCACCCUGUUCCCCUUGCAGCAUCCUAUUCCUUCUUUCUUCACAGUGGCGCUCAGAAGGUCCGCUGCUUUCCCUUUAAGCUGGUCUCUCUUUCUUCCACCGCCCCUCCAGAUUCCUGCCAUUGUAGCAAAGUCAUUCCUCAGCCACCUCCGUAGAUUCCUCCAUCCCUUCUCCUCAUCUGGCUGGAUUCCUGGCAUAAUUCUGGGUACAGGCACAGAAUGAGCUGGAACAGUUUUUCCAUCCUAAGUGAUUUACACUUGGAGAGUCACCGAUUCUCCCCCUCCUUCCCCAAAUCAGUUCUGUUUUGAGUUUAUUAAUAGCCCACAUACACAAACAAGAUCCCAAACUCAAUAUUUGACUCCAUAUAGUGAGGGGGAAAUAAAAUAAAAAGUACAAGCAAUUCCACUAACUGCAACUGUGCAUUGCAGCUGAGGAGAGGGCCUUCUCUGUGGUGGCCCCUAAACGGAGGAAUUCUGUCCCCACCACAGAGAUGCAUAUUGCACAACUUCAUUCUGCAGUUUCUGUCAUAUGCUGAAGAUACCUCUUUAGCCUGGUCUUUGACACCUGAAAGAUGUACAUAUAUGCUUUAGGACCUGCUACCAGCUGUAGUGGCCGUUAAUAGCCUCCUCGUCCAUUGAUUUGUCUAGCCCUCUUUUAAAGCCACCCUAGUUGGUGGCCAUCGCUGCUUCUUAUGGGAACAAACUGCAUCGUUUUUUGCACUGGGUGACUACAUUGUCAGCAUUGAGAGACCUCGUCCCUCUCUCAGCCUCUUUUAUUUUUUUCUUCCAGUGCAGUUAGAUUUUUUUCUUCCAGUGCAGUUAGAUCUGUGCAAAAUGUUAUUUUUUGGGGUUUUACUUUAUGCUGAUCUGUGUUUUUAGUGCUGUCUGAAUGUUGGGUUGUGAAGGUUUUAUGUCGUUUACAUAGGGAUUUAUUUAUUUUUGGUGUGUCUUACUGGUUUCUGAAAACAGCCCAGGGACUUUGGUUGAUAGGCAAUCUCGAAACGGAGUAGCUGAAUAAUCAAUUGAACAAAGGCUUUAAGACCAGAGUGGGAAGCCAUUUUGGCUCCUCGUUAUCUCCUUCCACCCUGUGUGCCAACUUUGACAGGUGGGUGGGGUCACCCACCUGUCAAUCACCUGAUGCUAUUGAUGAUGUCAGGUGACCAAAGGGUGGCUUCUCUCCCUUCCACCAGCCAAAGUUCUAGGGCAGAGAGAGGGGUUCCCUGCGAGGGAACAUGCUAGCGAAGCAGGACCCAGUAGGAUUUAACUCUCCGUUCAUCAGCUGAUGAGCGGAGGGCUCAAUCCUGCUCUCUGCAGGGGUCUGCUUCACCAGUGCGUUCCUCAUGGGGAAUACGCUGGUGAAUCUGCAGCCAGCAGGACUUAACCCACCUAUCAGUUUACAUCAGCCAGUGACACCAGCUGAUUAGCCGGGUGGGUGUGGUUUGGAGGAAAGGGACUGGUGGGCCAAAUAAGAACCCGCUGGCAGGCCAGAAUGGGCCCAUUGGCUGCAGGUUCCCCAUCCCUUUUUUAAGAGAGUUUGGUGGGACGGGGUGGGGGAAGAAAGAGCUGUUGUGAACUGAAUGUUGGUGGCAGUCCGGCUAGACUCUGGUGCCUUGCUUUGUGCCCCGUCUCACUGGCCUCUGUUUCUUCUUUUUUCAGCUGGUCCCUGCCCAUGAUGAUGUCCAUUUCUCACCGUGGCACAGGAGCUGCAAUGAGCCUAGGUACUUUGGGGGUCUUUCCUUUGUCACCUUCCUCUGGACCCCACUCAGUGCCCUCCUUACAGCUGCGGCUCCCUCAGUGCAGAACGGCCUGUAGCCUUUCUGCUGUGCUUGGGCUUCCCAGAGGCGCCUGGAGCAAUGGGAGAAUGCUGCUGAAUUUCAGGAAAUGUGUUUUUUGCCUUAACAUGGGACAUGCGUAUGUGUCAUGCAUUUAAAAAGUGCUACCCCCCGCCCUUUGCAGUCUCAAGUGGUACAGCCCGCUCUCAUGCCUGUCAGCCAAGAGGCACUUCACCAGAUUCAUCUCAAGCAGCCAGGGGAGAUUGGGGAGCAGAAGAAGAUUUUAUUUUUUUUAAUGCCCUGGAGAAGUCAGGGCAGGCAGCAAAAUGAGAAGCAUGACCACUGGGAAACAGCACGACAGCUUGGGCCACGUUGGUCCUGCGCUUUGCAGGAUGCUCCUUUGGCCGGGGUGGCGGGCGAAGUAUCCUGGGAGGGUUUUGCUGACCAGUGACGGGCAGGUGGGCAGGAAGGGAACAGAUCUAAGAGCAGCUUGGCGGUCUUCGCCCUUGCUAGCUUCGCCUGCCCUUCCCCACUGCCCCUGCCAUCCAUUCUGGCAGUGCCAUCUGGAAACAGCGAGGAGAAGCCUUGAGGCUCAAAAGGAAGGAGCCGCCGCUGCCGCCGCUCUUCCAGCCAACCCAGGCGCUCUCAUCAAGCUGUCCUUAUUGCGUAUCAGCUGUCCCCAGCGCAUGUCAAUCUGGCUCUGCGUCCCAGCUCUCGCCCGUGGGGUUUGCCUUUCUCGCCUCUCUUUGCUCAGCUAGCUGAGGUUGCCUGUGCAUUGGUAGCUGAUCUGUAAUUUGCCUGGAAAGGAAACUUUCCUCCAGAAGCUUUAAGGGGCUUUGUCAAAGCUCGAGCCACUGCUAAUCUGGCCUUGCUUGUAGCUGUUCUGUGUCUCACCCUGAUGGAUGCUCCUUACUCUAGUUGCUGAGCAGAACCAUGGUAUUAAGCCACUUGGAUUGAAUUCGCCAUUUUACUGUAUUGUGGUGUCUGAUGGUUGGAGUUCUCUGUCCAGGGCUGUCCAGGGCUGAUCAGUGCCUGCAAAACUCCCCUUUUGCUCAGCUGCCUCUUUACCUGCCGCGCACUAGAUGUCGUAUACUGUAUGGCUUGUCUUGGAGGUGUGUCCUGGGCGUAGGUUCUCCUGCAGCAUGUAACUUGCAUAGCACAGGUAGCAAAUGUGAGAGCUUUUUCAGGGGCCUGAGAGUGGUAUGUCUGCCUCCUAUAUCCUUAGCAUCCCUGGGUGCCCCCAGACAGCCAGAAUUUCACAGGAGGGGCUCAAGCUCAAACUGAAAUCGGAGGUUUUUGCAAAUAAAGCAGAUUAAAGUUCUCUGUUGCCAUUACACACCAUUGCACAACAAAUCCACUUUCCCCCCCUAAGAUAAGGUCUUUUUACAUAUGAACAUAAAAAGAAUGUGUUGGUUCAGGCCAUUGUCACAUCUAGUCCAGCAUCCUGUUCUCCCAGGGGCUAAACAGAUGCCUCAGUGGCAAGGCCUUGAGCUGGAUCCCUUCACAAGAGGACUCUCCCCUCCUGUGGCUUCCAGAAAUUGAUAUUCAGAAGCAUUCCUGUGGAGGAAGAGCAUAGCCUAUCAAUGGCCUUCUCCUACAUGAAUCAGUCUAAUCCUCUUCGUGGGUUGCUAUUACUGCCUCCCGUGAGAGUAGGUUUGCAGUUUGCAAAGCAAAAAGGUGGGCAACACGUUGAAAAGUGGGACAAAUGAAUGAUUUAAUGGGAAAACAGCUAAACACCCUGCAAAAAGUUCACGGUGGCUGUAGGGCGAAUGCGCAGUGCUGUAUAACUACCUUAUGAACGGUGCUACCCACCAUAAAGUUGUUACAGUAAGUGCCACACUUUUCACAUGGGGGGGGGUUUAAGGUGCCAGUACUGCAUAUCUUUGAGUACCCCCAGAAAAAAGCACUGCCUAUGAACAAAUCAGAAUGAAUGCUCAAACAAAAAUCAGGCCUAGUCCAGCCUCCCCAUCAGCUUUGUGCAGAAGAUUGCUCGAUAAACAGGUUGUCCAAAGGAGCCCAUUUCUCUUGUGUUUUUCUCCCCAGGGGUGUCGCUCUUUGGCUUAAGCGCUCUGAUCCUCCCGGGACACUUUGCUGACUACUUGGAUCUGAUCAGGUCCCUUAGCCUGGGGCCUGCCCUCAUCUACUCUGCAAAGUUUGCCCUGGCUUUCCCCUUGACCUUCCACACCUGGAACGGAAUCAGGCAUCUGGUGAGUAGCUCCUUUGGAAUAUGAGUGCAGCUGGGGAGCCUCUUGGCAUAAAAGAGACAGUGGUGGUGUAGCGGUUAGAGCACUAGACUGGGACCUACAGACCAGGGUUCAGAUCCCAACUCAGCCAUGGAACUCACCAGUUGACCUUGUCCUAAUCUUCCUUGCCCCGUUGCUGCUGUCGUUAAUAUUAAUCAUUGAUUUUAUUCAUUAUUUUAUUUAUUUAAUGUAUUUGUUUCUGCUUCUUUUUUUACCACCAUUACAAUAUGGAAGCAAACAAACAGAUUGAAGCCAGCAUAAAAUAAAGCAAAAAAAUUCUAAAGGGCAAUCCUAUUUUUAAAAAGGCAGGAAUAAAACAUUCCAACAAGUCAUGAAGCCCACAGAGAAUUAUAAGCCAAAGGCCUGGCUAAAUGUUUUUGCCUGAUGCCUAAAUAUAUAUAUGAAUUCUUCCCAUGAUGCAUCCUAGAGCCAUUUGCAAUAUAAUGACAUAAGUAAUCACUGAGUUAUUGGGAGGAGUUGCUGUUUAUGUGUUCAGGAUUGCAGGCCCAUUUUUAUGGAACUCCCUCCCAGUUGAGGUCAGACAGGGCCUCCCCCCCAGUUGAAAUUCUAGCCCUUACCAAAGACUUGUUUUUUUGCUAGAAGGCUUUUUAACUAAAUUCUGAUGUUAUAGUUUCAGCUCAAUUUUAUUUUCACUCUACUGAGUCUGCAGUACACCGCUUAGAGGCGACUGUGAUUUAAAUGGCAUAUGAGCUGCUGAAGUAAACAUAUGAAAAUAAUUAUAACAGUAGCACAAUAUUUAAAAAAAUUAAAAAUAGUAAUAAAUAUUUUUAAAAAACAGAUUAAAGCAACAGCACAUGCACAAAAUCAAUUCAAACCGAAAGCAGGUGUCGACCGGGAUAGAGAUUUUAGAAGGCUUGUUGAAAGAAGAACUUUUUAAGUGCGUAUCAGAAAGGCAGUAGAGAAAGCACCUGUCUGAAAGCGCUGUGGGAGGGAGUUCCAAAUAAUAAUAAUAAUAAUAAUAAUAAUAAUAAUAAUAAUUUAUACCCCGCCCUCCCCAGCCAAGGCCGGGCUCAGGGCGGCUAACAAGCAAUAAUAAAAACAAGUUGAAUGAAUACAACUAAAAAACAAGAUUAAAAUACAACAUUAAAAUAUUGAAACAUUAAAAUAUUAAAAUGCAGCCUCAUCACAGGAGGAGAAAGGAAAAGGAAAAAGAAAGAGGGGGAGGGAAUCAAAUUGGCUCCAAGCCAAAGGCCAGGCGGAACAACUCUGUCUUACAGGCCCUGCGGAAAGAAAUCAGAUCCCGCAGGGCCCUGGUCUCAUGAGGCAGAGCGUUCCACCAGGCCGGAGCCAGUGUUGAGAAGGCCCUGGCUCUGGUUGAGGCUAAUCUAACUUCCUUAGGGCCUGGGACCACUAGGGUGUUGCUAUUUAUGGACCUUGAGGCUCUCUGUGGGGCAUACCGGGAGAGGCGGUCCCAUAGGUAUGAGGGUCCCAGGCCGUGAAGGGCUUUAAAGGUCAAAAGCAGCACCUUAAAUCUGACCCUGUACUCCACCGGGAGCCAGUGCAGCUGGAAAAGCACUGGGGGCUGCCAGGCUGAAGACAUAAAGUGUGAAGAUAAAUUGGGGAGACCCUCAGAUGCCACCUGGAGCUCCUUGGAGGAAAAGCAGGAUAGAAAUGUAAUAGUAAUAAAUAAGAAGGUGGCUGUCCUGGUAUUCAGUGGUAUACCGUCUCUGUACAUGGAAGCUUUGCAUUGGGGAUUCUGCCAGAGGAACAUUGCUUGCCCACACAUUCAGCAGACGAAAGGGGGAGGUUGGGCUAGUGGCAGGAUGUCUCUGUGUGGGUAGCAGCCUGAGCCAGGAUUAACUCGUGCGACUCUGACCAACAGCUUUAAAAAACAACAGCCAGGUGCCUAAAAGCAAAGGGAUGGAAAGAGUUGACUUCCUUACUUACUGUAUUUUUCGCUCUAUAGAACGCACUUUUUCCCCUCCAAAAAUUAAGGGGAAAUGUGUGUGCGUCCUAUGGAGCGAAUGCAGGCUCCUUGGCUUCAGCGAUAGCAACGCGAAGCCUCCGAAGCGCAGAGGGAGCACUCUCUCCGUGCUCCGGAGGCUACGCGUUGCUUUUGCUGAAGCCUGGAGAGCGAGAGGAGUCGGUGCGCACUGACCCCUCUUGCUCUCCAGGCUUCAGCGAUAGCCGCCUAAGCCUUUGGAGCGCAGCGGGACCUCACGCUGUUCUCCAAAGGCUUCGGGUUCCUUUUGCUGAAGCCGGGAGAGCAAGACUCUCCUGGCUUCAGCAGAGAGGGAGAGCUGCACAGCGCCCCUUCAGCGAAGCGGGAGGAGAAAUGGAAGGGGCUCCGUUUCUCCUGCCACUUCGCUGAAGGGGCGCUGAGCAGAGAGGGGGAGAAUUUUUUUUUCUUGUUCUCCCCCUCUAAAACAAGGUGCGUCUUAUAGAGCGAAAAAUACGGUAUUUACUUCCUGUAUUUAUGACCCACCUAUCCUUUGAAGAGCUCAAGGUGACACACAAGGUUCUCCCUCCUCAUUUUAUCCUCACAACAACCUUGCGAGGUAGGUCAGGCUGGGGGGCAGGGAGUCACCCAGGGUCACCCAGUGAGCUGAAAGCUGAGUGGGGAUUUGAACUGUGGCCUCCCAGGUCUUCGUCCAGCACUCUAACCACUACACUACACAUCCUGCACCCCCGGAGAAAGGAGCAAUCAUAUUGCAUGUUUGCAUCCUUCUCUGCCAUUUGCAGUGCUGCGAAGUGGCACUUCUUUUCAAAGCAAUUAGAUCUGUCAGCGUGUUUUCUCUCUGGGAGGUGGGGGGAGAGGACAACUGCUCUGAUUGCUCACUUCUGGGACUCUGCAACAUUCCCUUGAAAGCAACUGACUCUUCAGUACUUACCCGGGGCUGAGAUUUGGGACAGACGGUUCUCUCUGGGAGAAGUGUGAGCUCUGUGUGUAUGUGUGUGUGUGUAUCUGUUUUUCUCUUUAGAGGAAAAAAAAACCUUAUAAAGGCCAACCCACUGACUCCCUUGCCCAGCUCCUGGGCAUCUUAUGCCUCUCCGAAUGAGCAUCUUCUCUUCCUCUUGACUCCAGAUAGUAUGCAUGGAUUCUUCUGCCUGCCCACGCCUCCCUUUGCUUUUGAAAAAUAAGAUCUGGAGGGCAUUCUGGUUUACUGAGAGUCACAAUCAGUGGCUGCCCCUUGGGGCAGGGGAUGCCGAUUGGUGGGCGCUGGGCUUGACAAAUGGAUUUUGCUCCCUGCGCAUCAAGUGUGCCCUUGUACAUUAUUAGGGAGGCAUAGAAGCUGCUGUCACUCGAUACAAACGGCUGUCAUCAGAAGCUGCCACAGCUAGAGAGAAGAAUAUUGCCAGGAGAAAGAAAAGAGUGAUGUGUGCACUUCUCUCUCUCUCUCUCUCUCUCUCUCUCUCUCUCUCUCUCUCUCCACACACACACACGCACCAGCAUACAAUUGCAGAAAGCAAGAGUGAUCUGAGAGAAAACCCCACAAACCUGCAACACUGCACCCCAAUACCAUACACCUGUCAAUUCUAGUGCAGCAGUUUGGACCUGCUUGCAUGCAGAGGAACUAAUCUGUGAGCUGGGAAAUGCUUUGUGGUGUUGAAAGCCGAGUCGUCGGUAACAGCACUUCCCUGGACACCUCUGGGGAGUAGGAACCCUUUCCAGGGGCCUAGGCAAGAGAGGUCUACAAACAUUACUUGUAUUUCUCUUUGAGGCCACAAAUUACUGGACAAGACAGGCUAGGGAUGGCAGCAGACAUGGGUGUGCGUAUUCAUUUAUGUAUAGAUGUAUGCUGAUUGUAUGUCUGGUGUAAAUUAUGCAAAUUACACCACCUACUUUGCAUAACGACUUGCGCAUAGCUCUUUCAAGUGCUCACGGAGCUUCAGAUGCAUUCUUGAGAGGCAAUCCUUGCAGUUCCCUCGCUGCGAGAAGCCAAGUUACAGGAAACCAGCCAGAGGGCCUUCUCGGUAGUGGCACCCACCCUGUGGAACGCCCUCCCACCAGAUGUCAAAGAGAAAAAUAACUACCAAACUUUUAGAAGACAUCUGAAGGCAGCCCUGUUUAGGGAAGCUUUUAAUGUUUAAUAGGUUAUUGUAUUUUAGUGUUUUAUUGGAAGCCACCCAGAGUGGCUGGGGAAACCCAGCCAGAUGGGCGGGGUAUAAAUAAUAAAUUAUUAUUAUUAUUAUUAUUAUUAUUAUUAUUAUUAUUAUAACAAGGGAACCUCCGACUCCAUCAGCUGUCAUCAUGGUGGUGAAAGUGGGAGUGCAGCAGUGUCCAGAGGGGUCCAGGUUGAGGAAAGCUAGCAUACAUGGUUUCUUACCCACCCACCCCACAUUAUCCUCCAAAGAACCCUGUGAGGUAGGCUAGUUUGAGAUGCAGUGACCAGGCUGAGGUCACCCUGUGAGCUUCAUGGCUGAGUGGGGAUUUGAAACUGGGUCUCCCUGGUACUAACCCAACACUCAUAACACGGGGGCUAGGCUCUCCAGAUACUGUUGGGACUACAGUUCCCAUCAUCCCUGACUAUUGGCCAUGCUAGCUGGGACAGAUAGGAGCUUAUUAUUUAUUUCAUAAAAUGUAUAUAAUGGUUUGCUAAAAGAAUAAACCAGUGAAAUAAUCAGUUAAAAACGGCUGUUUAAAACAACACUUUUGCUUCCCUCUCUCUCUUGUAGGCAUGGGACCUGGGCAAAGGAUUCAAAAUACCCCAGGUCUACCAAUCCGGAGUCCUCGUCCUUAUCCUGACAGUAUUGUCCUCCAUUGGGAUUGCAGCAAUGUGAAGCUGGGCGGAGCAGUCCUUCUCUCGUCCGCUUACCACUCCUGAAAUCCUGUUCUCUUCCAUCUCUUGAACGGUUUAGUUCGUCAAAAUAUCCGGAGCAGUAGAAGUUGAGGGGCAGCUUUUUGGCUAGGGAAACAGUCUGGGGUGGGGGCAAAUGGUUCACAAAUCAGCACAUAGUUUAAUAGUAAAUGGUAAUGAGACGAUUCUUUCCUCCCUUCUCAGAUCCUCCCAGAUUAUUGUAGAACCACUCUUUUUCUGUUUUUAUUUUAAUGUGCCACAUGAUCACCAGCUGGAGUUCAAGAAAUCCCCUGUCCCGCUGUCCCCGAGGUAAAGCCUAGGGCUGGAUGCGCAAGACUCCAAAGAUGGCCAACAGCAGCCGAGUCCUGAUUGGCUAAGAAGCUAGCAUACCCACAAUGCACUGCUUGAGCCAUUGCUUUCCUCAGCUGCAUGCUUCUUUUCGUUUCUCUCUUCCCCACCCCCAGUCUUCCCCCCAAAAAGGCUUGAGACAAUACCAGCCUUGUCCCCCGCCUAGGGGCUGAGGGAGCUCCAUUAGCACACUGUGUGAGCGAGUGUGUGGGUAUAUUUUUCACAAGGACAAGGGUGCCCAUUGAUAAGCGAGGCUCGCAGGCAAGAGCAGCACAUUCAGCCGAAGCCACCUCCAGCGGCUGUCCUGCGCCUCACCCCUUUAUCCCCAGAAUGAUGGCAGCGGCCGUGAGGCUUCGGGCCUGCGGCCUGUGGCUGCCUCUGCUGAGGUUGCUAUGGCAACAUGCUGAAAUGCUGCAUUGCUCUCUCUGUAGGUGUGGGCCGCCAACAUGGGCCGGGGAAAAGAAAACAAUGUCAUCUUGGGCAAGGCCUGGUCUCAUUGCUGCAGGUGUGAGGGGAGCCUUUGGCCCUCCGGCCAGACUCUGCCAAACUGCAGUUCCCAUCAGCCCCAACAAGCAUGGCCGGUGGCCAAGGAUGAUGGGAGUUGUAGUUUGGCAACGCCCGGAGGGAAAAAGCUUCCCCACACUGGCUCUGCUUCGUUGGAAGAACUUGGGUGGUGUAAUUUCAGACCACUUUAUCCAGCUCGCCAUCUUUGCAGAUGGAUCCGUCCUGAUAAUGGGGAAGCUGCAGCCUUCCAGAUGAUGUGGGACUACAACUCCCAUCGCCCAUCACCGUUUGCCAUGCUCACUGGGAACGAUGGGCAUUGGAGGCCUCACAUCUGCAAAGGCCACAUGUUUCUCCAACCCUGUCGCAGACGAAUUAUCUUCUCGGACUCCGUAAAUACAAGCCCAUACUGUACCACCUCCUUCUGAAAUGUUAAAGCCAGACAGCUUUCCCUCCCCAUGAAUGAAGCUGGGUUUCCUCUCUCCACCCUCUGUUCUCCACAAAUGAAGCAACUUACUUCUCUGCGAUCAGAACCAUUGUUUGGCUUUUGCAAAGUUUCCACCUGUUUCUACUACUAAUAAAUUGUCCUCAGCCUUUCGUGGGGAACGUGAAGUUACUGGUGCUAUUUAUUCGACAUGUUUCUGAAUAAUCAGGGUAUAUCACAGUGGGUCUCGUCUCACUCAGCUGUUGUAUGUCUUGGGUGGAGAACCUGGCCUGGUUUAAAAAUACAUGGGCAGUUCCAAGGUCCCCUACUGCCCAAGUUUUCAGGAAGAGAUUGGUAGCUUCCAACCCUUCUUCCUCAGGUGGAAUCUGCAAACCCAGAUCUUCUGUAUGCAAGAAAUGUUCUCUGUUGCUGAGCAGAACUGGUGUGGUGUGGUUCAGCUGUUGCACUAGGACCUGGGAGACCAGGGUUCAAAUUCUUACUUUGCCAUGAAGCUCACUGCGUAACCUUGGGCUAGUCACUGUUUCUCAGCCUAACCUACCUCACAGGCUUGUUGUGAGGACAAAAUGGAGCAGAGAAUCAUGUACAUCACCUUGAGCUCCUGGAAGGAAAGCUAGGGUUUAAAAGGUAAUAUUAAUAAAUUGUAAGGGUGUGCAGCCCACCUGCCCUGGGUUCUUUGAAUUCAACCCUUCCAUGACCAUCUGUCAUAAAGGUAAAGGGACCCCUGACCACUAGGUCCAGUCGUGGCCGACUCUGGGGUUGCGGCGCUCAUCUCGCUUUAUUGGCCGAGGGAGCCGGUGUACAGCUUCUGGGUCAUGUGGCCAGCAUGACUAAGCCACUUCUGGAGAACCAGAGCAGUGCACGGAAACGCCGCUUACCUUCCCGCCGGAGUGGUACCUAUUUAUCUACUUGCACUUUGACAUGCUUUCGAACUGCUAGGUGGGCAGGAGCAGGGACCGAGCAACGGGAGCUCACCGUGUCGUGGGGAUUCGAACCGUCGACCUUCUGAUCAGCAAGUCCUAGGCUCUGUGGUUUAAUCCACAGUGCCACCUGUGUCCCUUACCAUCUAUCAUAGGUGUGUGGAAUUUUUGGCCCUCUGGAUGUGGCUGAACUACAAUUCCCAUCAUCCCUUGCUGCUAGCUAUGCUUGCUGGGGCUGAUGAGAGUUGUACUUCAAUAAGACUUGGCCAAAGAUUCCCCAGUCCUGAUCUCCCACAAUGAUAGGGAUUUUUGCCCAUAUCAGGUGAGGUUGGUUGAUCAGGCUGCAAAACCAGCUGGCAGCCUGCUCCAAAGCACAUCUGGACAUGUACCUGGUUAAAUUAAAACGGAACGAGUGGGUCCCAUAAAUGGCUUUCAACUAUGACCCAGCUCCCAAAAAGGGCUGGUGACAAUGAGGACCUGCAAAAAAAAAAAAAUGUUGAGAAGGUGUUCCAGCUGGCUGUGCCUUCUUCCAGGAUACAGUACUGUAUUCCAUUUUACCUCCACCCGGUUCCACAUGUUUCUCCCACACAAAGACACACACACUCCCUAUUUCACCAGGGUCUCCCCUCCCUUUUCUGCAUUUCAUGAUUGAACAAAAUGGGCCCACACUGAUCAUUUUGGGGGGUGUUCCUUCCCGCAAGCCUUAGAAGUUCUUUCCCAAGAUGGCUUUGCACUUCUGCAGACCUUGGGAUUCCUGCCCCCACAAGCCUGCUGUUAUCUCCCCCUUGCUGGGGACCACAUCAAUGCGGUUUAUGUCCAUCUUCCUCAGAUACACACAAUAUAUUCCCGAGCGUUCCCUGCAGCCUUGUAUCCUGCUACGCUUCAAAACUAAAUCUGCAGUAAAGCAUUAAUGCUGAGCAUAGAUGAAAAAAACCCCACCUGCUUGGCAGUGCCUGAAUUUCUGAUUCUAAAAAAACGGGUUGGUGGUGGGUGGUUGGAAAGAAGAUCUAACCUGUCUGUCUGUCUCUCUCUCUCCACACUUCACAGUCUAUUAAAAAGGGGAGACGAGUCCC
Podarcis lilfordi (Lilford's wall lizard) is the source of this 18329-nucleotide messenger RNA. Lineage: Eukaryota; Metazoa; Chordata; Lepidosauria; Squamata; Lacertidae. The record is from the annotation of a GenBank genome assembly.